Erinaceus europaeus (western European hedgehog) is the source of this 285-nucleotide messenger RNA. RefSeq names its product defensin beta 113 (gene DEFB113). The record is from RefSeq and is a predicted model, not a curated record. The transcript is spliced from 2 exons. NCBI's taxonomy places the organism in Eukaryota, Metazoa, Chordata, Mammalia, Eulipotyphla, Erinaceidae. Gene Ontology annotation, cellular component: extracellular region. Gene Ontology annotation, biological process: innate immune response. Bases 1 to 285 code for a protein of 94 amino acids.
AUGAAGAUACUCUAUCUCUUCCUGACCUUUAUCUUCACUGUGUCUUGUGGUCCAGCAGUUUCACAGAAAAAAAUAAAAGAAGUUGAAAUAAGAAAACGAGAAUGCUACCUUGUGCAUGGCACUUGCAAGACUUCAUGCAACAGCUGGGAAUAUAAAUACAAUCACUGUGAGACUGAACCCUGCUGUGUUGUACGGAAAUACAUAAAGCCAAUCAUUCAGCGUACCACUACAGCAUAUACAAAAGUAAACUAUAAUAAUAACACACUAUAUAAUGCUACACUGUGA